UCGCUCACUCUGCUCGGAGAGCUUGGAGUGGUGUGCCAGCGCUCCAGCCGAGGCUCCCGAAUUUGGCAGCAGCAGGCCAGUCUGUUAUUUUGCGCAGUUCGGAAUUGCUACGCUGAUUUACUGCCCGCUGUCAUGCCAGAAAGCUGAAGCCGAGACUAGCGCCAGGAUCUAGGAAAGAUGGAGACCGCGACGGGCUACCAGGACAUCAGCGCCCUGGAAAAAUCGGUGGCCAACGCCGGCACCCAGCUCUACACGAUGGCCCACAAGCUGCACGCGGUGGAGCGCAGCCUCGAGCAGACGACGAUGGAGCAGAUGGACGAGAUGGAGGUGCUCGAGCUGCUCGAGUCGAUGAGCGAGGUGACCAACGAGUACCAGAACCUGCGCAAGGACAUUCGCGAGGUGCAGCAGCUGCAGCGUGACGUCAGCAGCUCCAUUCGCUACCAGAUGCGCAGCAUGCAGCAGACGUUCCACACGCUGAAGCAGCGCAUCGCCAGCUCCCAGAAGGGGCGCAAGAAGCCGGAGAAGCCCGCGGCGGAGCAGGGGGUGGGCGUCAUGCAUAAUCCAUGAGCCUAUUGAUUGGCCUGCCGGGCUGGAGGGCCGACAAAGUGUGUCAAGGGGCGGCGGAGUAGGGACUACGGGGACACCAAUCUGAAGCAAUCAACUGUGCAACUAUAUAUCGCAGGCGCACACGCACACGCACACACCAGGCAUUUAGACUCGAGAGCAGAUCCUAUACCUUAUAUACACACUCGAAGAACCGACACCCAAUUGCAAGCACACCCAAGCGUUCUGGGCUUCUGGGUUCCUGAUCACCGGAGGAGACCAGGGCACAGUGCGAGGAGCAGCCCACACAGACUUCUAGAGUAGGAUGAAUAGCGUACUUUACGACGAACCGAAAUGUCUGAAUGCACUUUCCAAAAUUUGCCUUACAUAAUCGUACUUUGAGCUAGUUUUUGAUACGACACGUUUUAAAUAAUGCUACCAAGCAAACAGUACACACAAUGGCAACCUGUUUUUGGUUAUUCUUGUGUUCGUUUCACGUUUGGAGACUCGUUUGUUGGAUUCUAGCGUAAUAAAGGUGAAGCCCAAACAGAA
This is a messenger RNA of Drosophila biarmipes, 1095 nucleotides long. RefSeq lists its product as uncharacterized. Lineage: Eukaryota; Metazoa; Arthropoda; Insecta; Diptera; Drosophilidae. The transcript is spliced from 2 exons. Bases 178 to 567 code for a protein of 129 amino acids. The record is from RefSeq and is a predicted model, not a curated record.